AAGACAACUGCCGUGAGACAACUCAAACAGCAUAAGUAUGCUCACGACGACGCGGCUGUGAGCUGCAUUUCUCAUCACUCGCUCGCCAAGUUCAACAUGUCUCAGCAAAUCAUCUACGCCGCCAGCGUCAUCAUCAUCUACUUGCUGGUCAAGUAUCUAAACUCGACCGACACUCCCAAGAUCAAGGGCCUCCCCGAGAUUCCCGGCGUUCCCAUCUUUGGAAACUUGUACCAGCUGGGCACAGAUCACGCCCGUGUUGCGCAGAAAUGGGCUGCCAAGUAUGGUCCUGUCUUCCAGACGCGGCUUGGAAAUAGGCGCGUCAUCUUUGUCAAUUCGUAUGAGGCAGUCAAGCACAUCUGGAUCACUCAUCAGUCUGCACUUAUUUCUCGGCCCACCUUCCACACAUUUCACUCCGUCGUCUCCUCAUCUCAAGGCUUCACCAUUGGAACUUCGCCAUGGGAUGAGUCGUGCAAAGCCCGACGCAAGGCCGCUGGUACUGCUCUCAACCGCCCUGCAGUGCAGUCCUACAUGCCCAUCCUCGACCUAGAAUCCACAACCAGCAUCAAGGAGAUGCUCAAAGACUGCGAAGGCGGCACCAAGGACAUCGACCCGUCGCCUUACUUUGCUAGAUUCGCCCUCAACACGUCUCUGACCCUCAACUACGGCUGCCGCAUCGGCGGAAACAUCGACAACGAGCUCCUCCAGGAGAUCACGUAUGUGGAGCGCGAGAUUUCCAACUUUCGGUCUACCAGCAACAACUGGCAAGAUUAUGUCCCGCUGCUGCGUCUCUGGAGUGUUCAGAACAACUCGGCGCAAGAAUUUAGAACCAGGCGAGACACGUACUUGACGAACCUGUUGAACGGCCUCAAGAAGCAAAUCGCGGAUGGAACCGACAAGCCAUGCAUCACUGGAAACAUCUUGAAGGAUCCUAAUGCCAAGUUGAAUGAAGCCGAAAUCAAGUCCAUCUGUCUGACCAUGGUCUCUGCCGGCCUGGACACUGUCCCGGUAAAUCUCGUCAUGGGACUCGCCUAUCUCUCAAGCCCCGAAGGUCAAGCUGUGCAAGCCAAAGCCCUCAAGGCAAUCGAGGAGGCGUAUCCGGAUGGUGCUGAGGCUUGGGAGAGGGGUCUGCUCGAAGAAAAGGUUCCCUAUGUCACUGCCUUGGUCAAGGAGACGCUUCGGUACUGGACUGUCAUUCCAAUCUGCCUUCCCCGUGCCAGCAUCAAGGAUAUUCCUUAUGAAGGAGCGGUCAUCCCAGCAGGAACCACGUUUUUCAUGAACGCCUAUGCAGCAGACUAUGACAGCAAACGCUUCGAUCAGCCUUACGAGUUCAUUCCCGAGCGCUUUCUCAACGACAAGGAAGGUGGCACUCCGCACUACGCCUACGGAGCCGGAUCUCGAAUGUGCGCUGGGUCACAUUUGGCCAACCGCGAGCUGUACACGGCUUACAUCCGCCUGAUUACGGCGUUUGAAAUCCUCCCCGCGCGGGAUGCGGCUGACCGUCCUGGAAUGGACGCCAUCGAGUGCACUUCCAACCCCACGGCCUUGACGACCGACCCUAAACCGUUCAAGAUUGGGUUGAAGGCGCGAUCUGAGGCCAAGUUGAAGCAGUGGAUUGCUGCUUCGGAAGCAAGGACGGUGGAUCUGUAGAUUCGAUGGAUGCGGAUACAGGGAAUGUGAACAAUUUGAUGGGAAGAAGUGGGUUAAAUCCUAUAAAAUGGAGCUUGCUUAGAUCCUAUGCUCAGACAUAUCUCAAUCAAGUUAGAAUUGGUUUGAU
Molecule: messenger RNA, 1774 nt
Organism: Ilyonectria robusta
Lineage: Eukaryota; Fungi; Ascomycota; Sordariomycetes; Hypocreales; Nectriaceae
Product: cytochrome P450
Exons: 4
Coding region: 97-1647 (516 amino acids)
Molecular function (GO): heme binding; iron ion binding; monooxygenase activity
Source: RefSeq, a predicted model, not a curated record